Molecule: messenger RNA, 1407 nt
Organism: Arxiozyma heterogenica
Lineage: Eukaryota; Fungi; Ascomycota; Saccharomycetes; Saccharomycetales; Saccharomycetaceae
Gene: MAF1
Product: RNA polymerase III-inhibiting protein MAF1
Exons: 1
Coding region: 1-1407 (468 amino acids)
Biological process (GO): negative regulation of transcription by RNA polymerase III
Cellular component (GO): nucleus
Molecular function (GO): RNA polymerase III core binding
Source: RefSeq, a predicted model, not a curated record
AUGAAAUUCAUUGAUGAAUUAGAUAUUGAAAGAAUCAAUCAAACAUUAAAUUUCGAGACAUCUGAUUGCAAAAUUAGUGGAGGAUGUGAUAUUUAUACUACAAAGCCUGUUGCAUCUGACAAAAAACUCUACAAAAGAAUUGAUCAUCAUUUGGAAAUGAUUUUACAAGAAAAUGAAAGUUAUAAUGCUGCUGUACAACAACAUAUCCUCAAUGAAGUCAAUGGAUAUUUAUCUUCACCUAUAUUAACUGGUAAGAACAACAACAGUAACAACAAUUAUGAUGAUAAUUCUACAGUAAUUGCUCAUUCUGAAGAGGCCGUCGAUUUUCAUAACAGUAGAAGAAGUAGUCUUUCCUUCUGGGAACAAAAGAGAAGGAUGUCAAUCACUGAACCAAUAAACAAUUCAACCAACAAUAGUGGGAGUGUUGUCAACAGUCCUUUAUUAUCCAAAAUAGAUAUAAAUGAUUCAAAUACUAAUCUUAUGCACAAUCACGUGACAAAAACAUCUAAGUUAAAUGAUCAAAAUUUGAAGGAAUUAGUUAUGAAUAAUUACCAGAAUCUAGUGAAUAAAGAUAAUGACUACCUAAGUUCCUCAUCAAUAAAUAAAAAUAUACAACCAAAGAAAAGACAAUCAUCUUCAAGUAGUCUUAUAAGAAGAAAUAGUAGUUCCAGUAGUUUAAAGAGCAAUUCUAACUCCAACUCUAACACCCCUGUAUUAAAGUCACCAAGAUUAAGAAGAUCUUCUCUAAAUGAUAUAAAUAACAGUUCAAUAAACAUCGGUCCGUUUGGUCCAAUUAACGAACCUUCAAGCAGGAGAACAUUUGCAUAUCUUAUUGCAAUUUUAAAUGCUUCUUACCCAGAUCAUGAUUUUUCAUCAUUAGAACCAACUGACUUCACAAAAAGUUCAUUAAAAUCAUUUAUUUCUAAAUUUGAAAAUUCUUUGUAUUCAAUGGGUAAGCAAUCAAAUGAACAAGAUUGGAUCUGGGAGAUAAUCAACGACCAUAUGACAUUGUCUGACUGCAUAGUAUACCAAUAUAGUCCCUCAAAAUCUUUCUUAGAGGAUGAACCAGGCUAUCUUUGGAAUCUAAUGGGAUUCCUUUUUAAUAGAAAGAGAAAAAGAGUGGCUUUUAUAUACUUGAUUGCAUCAAGAUUAAACAGUGAAACACCAAUUAAAACAAAUUAUGUAGAUGUUGAUACGGGGCAUGGAUUAACAAGUUCUAAUACUAAUACUAACAACGACAACGACUAUGAUAAUGAUGAAAGUGGUUCUUAUUUUACUUUUUCAACCAAAAAGUCAAAAAAAAAUAUAGAUAUUUUAAUUGAUGAUACCAUAGACCAAUAUGAGGGAGAAUAUGAUUUAAGAGAUGAUGAAAACGCUAUUCAAGAUGAUUCUGAGGAUGACUUUUGA